AUGAACACUCCAAUUUCUGAAAGACCAAGCUCAUCACGAAAAACCCCUAUAACCCCCGGCGACGCCCCUUGCAUUGUAUCUCUCAUUGAAAAUCGUGCUCGAGAAGUCGGUCUUGCCUGCAUCAACAUGAAAAAUUUCCAAAUAAUUAUCACCCAAUUUGUCGAUAACCAAACCUAUAUAAACACCUUAUCCACCCUCUACGCCUGAGAUCCAAUUGAGCUAAUUAUGUGCAAAACAGCCCAAGAAAGUGCCUUAAAAAGCCGAAUUUCUGAACAAAUGAAAGAAAUUACUAUAACUUUAGUACCCAGAAAAUGUUUUGACGAAACAAAAGGGGGCGAAAUUUAUUCCCACUCAGCUUCAAAAAUCAAUGAAGUGGAUAUAGAAAUCAAAUACGUGAGCAUGGCUGCGCUUUCUGCGUUAAUUGACUAUAUAGAAUCCUCACAAAAUAUUAUGAUAUAUAGAGAGACGUUAAAAGUUACCUUCAGCCAUCUGGAUUCUUUAUUAGUAAUUGAUUUUUCGACUGCAAAAAGCUUAGAAUUGGUAGUUACCCUAGAAGGGUCCACAAAAGAGUCAUUAGCAGGGCUUUUCGAAUGUAAAACACAGCCAGGACUUAGGAUGCUGAGAGCUAAUUUAUUGCAGCCGAGUAGAGAUAUUGGAGUUAUUAAUGGAAGAUUAGACGCAGUCGAAGAAAUUAUUCGGUCAACACCACUGAGAAUUGAAAUAAAAAAUAUUUUAGCGUUAAUUCCGAAUACAGAAUUAGUGACUUCUAGACUGGUGCAGAAACCUCAGCAGACAAGUUCACAAUAUAUGAAAGCUCAGGCAGGGAAUAUUAUUAUAAUUAGGCAAAUCCUUAUGCAAUCUAAAGUGCUGUUAGACACACUUAUGAAGCAUGCUGUACAAGCUUCUAUAUUUAGAGGUAUUAUUGAUAAUUUGUAUGAUAGCAGAAUUGAGGAUUUGCUUAAUGAUAUUGACCAAAUUAUGGAUCCUGAUGCUAUAUGCCAUUAAUCCUGCAUUUUUUGACAAUUUUUGAUACUUGCCCUUUUAAAAAUUUAAAAAAAAUUCAAAUAGUUUCAAAAAGUGCAAAAAUCAUGAACCGAUCCUGAUAUAGCUGCAUUGAAAAACCCAAAAAUCAAUAAAGCUCAUUGCAUUUCGCUUGUAAGAGAUGGAAUUGAUUCUUUAUUAGACAUUGCGAGGCUUAUAUAUUCAAAUAAUUUAGAUGAAAUACAUAAGCUUUCAAGCAAUUUUAAAUACAAGCUGAAUGAGCCGUCUAUAAAAUUAAUGCAAAAUGAAAGUCGAGGGUAUUUCUUAUCAUUUGACCAAGAAGUAUUGAAAAAAAAUAUUCUUGCUGCAAUAGGUGAACAUUUUGUUUAAAUUUUAAGAAAAAUAAAAUGGGCAUUACUAGGCGCUAUAAUAGUUUAUAGCUCAUUUAACGUUAUGGAUCGUCAUUUUAAAAAAUUUAAUGGCUAUAUUUUGUUUGAUAUUUUCUGCAUCUUAGACUAGAACCAUCAUCAUUUAGAUAAACAUUCAGAGUUAAAAAUUUUCUGAUUUUAUUCUAAUUUAAAUUUAUUUAUAAUAAAUGAUUCUUCUCUCGCUUUAUAUAAAAGUAGCGAUUUUUCGGCCAAAUGGCUUAAGCCAAAUUUGGAUAAAUUUGCUCUAGCAGUAUUAAAAAUGGCCAUUUAUCUUCCAAAAAUUUAUUUCUAUUGUGUGUUUUUAGGCUUCGGCUACAUUUUAAGAAAGCAGCACCAAAUAUAAAAGCACUCAAGCGCGGAACAUCCGUAUGCGGAUCUAGAUUUCACACAUGAUAAAAUGUCCCUCCGUGUGAAUCCCAUCCCAUAAAAAUGCAAAACAUUAAUCAUAGUUCAAAUUUCAAAGAAAGGGAAAAAAUGCCUGGCUUCAACUCCAUCUUUAAUCAGCCUAAACGAAAGCUUAAAAUCCACUCAAAAUGAAAUUGUGAAUUUAACAUUUAAUCACAAUAUACAUAAAAUGGCGUAUGGCGACCGACCCACCCUCUCAGUGGUGGUUGCCCAUGUAUAUCCGGGCAUGGUUUUUGGAGCCAGGAGUUGGCCCAGCAAUGCUUGGGACCUCGAAGCGAGAAGUCUAAGCACAAAGACCGCUGUUUUUGUGACCGAACCUAUGGGCAGUUACUCGUGACUUCUUUUUGCCAGCAGCGCUCAGCCCAGUGAGUGCCCGAAAUGAGGCAGGGCGACUUACCUGCCUAAGCUGCUUUUGUGGCUCGCCCCGAAUGGCGAAAGCUGUUGAGUUCUUUCUUGGGAUGACCGGAAAAGAGGGGAAGGCGAGUUAGACAUCUAAACGGGAGUCUCUCCAGUUAAAAGGUGCCCUUCAAUGGGCAGAUCUGGCGGACGACGCGGCAGUGUUGGCGUAAACUUAGGCGACGAUCCAUUUUGGAAAUGGAGGCGGUCAGCAAAGACGGUAUGACACGUCCCUUGACCUUCAUCUCUACCGAGAAACCGGGGGUUUCGGCCCGGGCUUGGUGAAUGCUCUGCCACCAUACGGGAAACCGUAGAAUGCUUCCUCGGACGAAGCAGGGACUUAAAAUAACCAGCGUAAUCUUAAUCUUAAUCUUAACAUUUAAUCACAUCGAAGAGCUCAUCUGCAAAGCCCGCUCAAAAAUCUUAUGCCUCUACAACGUCUCUCACGCCAUCGCUACUCUUGAUUUAUUAAUCGCUUUUGCUGAGUUUUCUUCUGUUUUUAACGCAAAGCGGCCUCAAUUUCAGCCUGGCGUUCUACUAUUAAAACAAGUAAAAAAUCCUUUCAUAGAGCUAAAAACCAAAAAAUUCCAUCCUUUAGAUUGCAAAUUUACAGAAGUCACAUCACUCCAAAUUUUAACUGGUACAAAUUCUAGUGGAAAAACUACCUUCCUCAAAACCUCUGCUUUAACUGCAAUUUUAGCUCAUGCUGGGUGUUUUAUCCCAGCGCAAGAAUCAAUUUUUCCUAUUUUUGACUAUAUUUUGACCAGAAUUGGUGAGAGAGAAUCACUUGAGCACAAAUCGUCAGGAUUUUUAGCAGAAAUGAAAGACUGCUCAUAUAUUUUGCAGACUGCAUCAAGAAAUAGCUUUAUAUUGAUAGAUGAAGUGGGAAAAGGCAGUUCUCAUGAAGAUGGCUUAGCAAUGGCAUGGGCUAUUUGUGAGAAUUUGCUUCAAAUAGGCUGCUUAGCCAUUGUAUCGACCCAUUUCAGCCAGCUUACUUCUCUGGAAGAUUUUUAUCCAGGGAUCAAUAAUAUUCAUACAUCUUCAUUUAAACUAGAAUCUGGGCGUUGUGAACAAGAAUAUGGCUAUGGGAUCUCUUUAGCUGCCAGCUCUGCUUUACCAAAAAGUCUUAUAGAAAACGCUCAAACAUUCAGCUCAGAAAUUUGUAUGAAAUUUUCAUUUUUAUCAAAUAAAAAUGCAUUUCUUGCUAACACAAAUAGAAAAUCAUUAGAAAUUGCAAAUGAAAUUUUAUUGCUUAAAGAAAGUCCUGAAAAUUUAGAAAAAGCUUUACGCAAUUUAAAACAAAAAUUAGUGUAA
Molecule: messenger RNA, 3524 nt
Organism: Blepharisma stoltei
Lineage: Eukaryota; Ciliophora; Heterotrichea; Heterotrichida; Blepharismidae
Source: the annotation of a GenBank genome assembly